CAGCGGGCCCCCGGGCGGAGCAGCAGGCACCGGGCCCCCGGGCGGAGCGACAGGUCUCGGGCCCCCAGGCGGAGCGACAGGUCUUGGGCCCUCAGGCGGAGCGGCGGGCGCCGGACCCCCAGAUGGAGCGACAGGUCUCGGGCCCCCAGGCGGAGCGGCGGGCGCCGGACCCCCAAGUGGAGCGACAGGUCUCGGGCCCUCAGGCGGAGCGGCGGGCGCCGGACCCCCAGAUGGAGUGACAGGUCUCGGGCCCCCAGGCGGAGCGACAGGUCUCGGGCCCUCAGGCGGAGCGGCGGGCGCCGGACCCCCAGAUGGAGCGACAGGUCUCGGGCCCCCAGGCGGAGCGGCGGGCGCCGGACCCCCCAAGUGGAGCGACAGGUCUCGGGCCCUCAGGCGGAGCGGCGGGCGCCGGACCCCCAAGUGGAGCGACAGGUCUCGGGCCCUCAGGCGGAGCGGCGGGCGCCG
Messenger RNA from Staurois parvus, 465 nucleotides. Lineage: Eukaryota; Metazoa; Chordata; Amphibia; Anura; Ranidae. The record is from the annotation of a GenBank genome assembly.